GGCUAGAUCCUCACUUCCCCUUCCUGUCCAGUGAAGGGUGGGGUACCCAGGAGCCUGGCCACUUCCCUGCGGGAGCCUGGGGCAGACAUGGAUCAGGAGGCCGUGGGCAACGUCGUCCUCCUGGCCAUCGUCACUCUCAUCAGCGUGGUCCAGAACGGAUUCUUUGCCCACAAAGUGGAGCUUGAAAGCAAGAUGCAAAAUGGGCGGAGCUUCCAGAGGACCGGGACACUCGCCUUUGAGCGGGUCUACACUGCCAACCAAAACUGCGUAGACGCGUACCCCACCUUCCUCGUGGUGCUCUGGAGCGCGGGGCUCCUCUGCAGCCAAGUCCCAGCCGCCUUUGCUGGACUGAUGUACCUGUUUGUGAGGCAGAAGUACUUCGUCGGCUACCUGGGCGAGAGAACGCAGAGCACUCCUGGCUACAUAUUUGGUAAGCGCAUCAUCCUCUUCCUGUUCCUCAUGUCCCUGGCUGGAAUCCUCAACCAUUACCUCAUCCUCCUUUUCGGAAGCGACUUUGAAAACUACAUCAAAACCGUCACCACCACCAUGUCCCCUCUCCUUCUCAUCCCCUGACUCUCUGGGAUCGACACUGAGACGUCUCAUCACUCAGCCCCUCUGGAGGAAGCUACAAAUCCACCCACCAGCCGCACAGCCAGAUCGACCCUUGCUUUUCUUGGAAGGAAACCAUUUCGCGUCAGCUCCACCCCUCGAAGGUGGCAGGGGCCCUGAGUGUUCAUUCACAUCCGUUCUGUAGGCUUCUCGACUUCUUCUGCUCACUGAAGAUGAUUUGUGGCCAGAUUUACGUUUCCUAAAAUAAAAAUACGAAGAUGUG
This is a messenger RNA of Choloepus didactylus (southern two-toed sloth), 832 nucleotides long. It is a transcript of the gene ALOX5AP, whose product is annotated as arachidonate 5-lipoxygenase activating protein. Lineage: Eukaryota; Metazoa; Chordata; Mammalia; Pilosa; Megalonychidae. Bases 88 to 573 code for a protein of 161 amino acids. Gene Ontology annotation, molecular function: glutathione peroxidase activity; enzyme activator activity; leukotriene-C4 synthase activity. The transcript is spliced from 5 exons. Gene Ontology annotation, biological process: leukotriene biosynthetic process. Gene Ontology annotation, cellular component: endoplasmic reticulum; membrane; nuclear envelope. The record is from RefSeq and is a predicted model, not a curated record.